AUGCGUUCAAAACCAAAAUCUCGGGGCCGGAAGGGCUCGACCCUGGCUGGUCUCCUAUUAUCAGCAGUGCUUCUUCCUGAGGCGGUGUCUGCUAACUAUCACCUUCCCUUUCAGCAAGCUCCCAUCCUACCGCCAGAGAUACCGCUGGGGGAAGCUGAACCCCCGUCAGAAACCCAUGAGUUUUCUCUUCGCCACAUUUUCCAUCGAGGUUCCUUCGAACACCCUGACCUCCAUGCGCGAUUAGACAUUCACCCCGAUACCCGCUUGUUGACUCUCUCCGAAGAUGGCAUCGAAGAGGAAACCAUCACGGCACCCACCCCCUUGGUCGCUAGCUCCAACCCGCUCACUAUACAUCGCCUGGCGGAUCGUCGCAGAUCAGUUAUUGAAGAACACAUGGCCGCCGCUCGAUUGUCGGGUGCUGUAGAGGCCAUGUCGCCCUCGGAAUGGGUGAUGGAUACUAUCCCAGGUCCAAACGUUACAGACAAGCGGACCGUUCUCACCUUUGCUAAGAUGACGGCAAAUGAUUAUAUUGAAGUACCUGGUACCGGUGAAUGGGAGAUGAUCCAUGGUCAAUUUAACUACUCACAAAGUUUCGGAUGGCAGAAAGAUGGCCUCAGAGGACAUAUUUACGCCGAUAAAACGAAUAGCACGGUCGUGAUCUCCUUGAAGGGCACAUCUCCAGCCCUUUUUGAUGGUGCCGGCACCACCACGAACGACAAAGAAAACGAUAAUAUCUUCUUCAGUUGCUGCUGCGGGCAAGGAGGAUCGUACUUGUGGAGGCAGGCCUGCGAUUGUCAAAAUGCGACUUACACGGCCAAUGUAACUUGCAUUGUUGAGGCUAUGAACGAUGAGAAUCGAUAUUAUAAAGCUUCCAUUGAUCUUUAUACCAAUGCGAGCGCACUUUACCCGGGAGCAAAUGUGUGGUUGACGGGACAUUCACUGGGUGGUGCUAUGACUAGCUUGCUUGGUCUCACAUUCGGACUACCGGCUGUCACCUUUGAGGCCGUACCUGAAGCGCUGCCAGCGGCUCGCUUGGGGCUUCCGAGCCCCCCAGGUCAUGACUCACGACUUCCGCAGACUCGGCAGCACACAGGAGCUUUUCAUUUUGGACACACGGCAGAUCCGGUGUAUAUGGGCACCUGCAACGGCAUCAACUCAAUCUGCACAUGGGGUGGAUAUGCCAUGGAAUCUGCGUGUCACACGGGUCAGAUGUGUGUUUACGAUACGGUGGCCGAUAAGGGCUGGCGCGUGGGGAUUGGCACCCACAAGAUCAGGAAUGUCAUCUCGGAUGUUCUGGAAGUAUAUGACGAUGUUCCACCGUGUGCGCCCGAGGAAGAGUGCUAUGAUUGCGUGCUCUGGAAGUUCUUUCGCAGCAAUGGCUCUGAGAUCACUACGACCACCACGGCAACCACCACAUCACCUACUUUUACGCGUACUGAAACUUGUAAAACGCCAGGCUGGUGGGGCUGCCUGGAUGAUUCAACCACCAUCACGACUACCUCAACUACCUCUACCUCCACGUCCACUUGUAAAACACCAGGCUGGUUCGGGUGUAACGACCCUACCACCACUACAACCAUGUCUACGACAUCGGCAUACUCAACCACAUCGACUUGCAAGACUCCCGGGUGGUUUGGCUGUAACGACCCCACAACAACUACGGCUGCCGCGACCCCAGGGCCUACGAUGGUCACGACAAUCCCGACUGCAACCUCAACCACCUGUCAUCAUCCCGGGUGGCUCGGAUGCAAUGAUCCUACGACCACGCAUCAACUACCGGCAUCUACAACGUGCGCAACUCCAGGUCUGAUAUGGGGAUGCUGGGACGAGCCGACUCGUACUCAUGCCAUCUCCCCUCCACCCACCUCAGUACCUACGAACACGCAUCAACUACCGGCCUCUUCAUCAUGUGCCAAACCAGGUCUGAUAUGGGGAUGCUGGGACAAGUCGACCCACGCUCAUGCCAUCACUCCUCCACCCACCUCCAUACCCACCACCCCAACUUCCCCCAACCCCAAGACAUGCACACACAAAUUUUUCUUUGGGUUGAUUUGUAUAAACUAA
Penicillium pulvis is the source of this 2064-nucleotide messenger RNA. It is a transcript of the gene atg15, whose product is annotated as triglyceride lipase ATG15. Gene Ontology annotation, molecular function: glycerophospholipase activity. The transcript has 2 exons. NCBI's taxonomy places the organism in Eukaryota, Fungi, Ascomycota, Eurotiomycetes, Eurotiales, Aspergillaceae. Gene Ontology annotation, biological process: multivesicular body membrane disassembly; macroautophagy; neutral lipid catabolic process. The coding region runs from base 1 to 2064 and encodes 687 amino acids. The record is from RefSeq and is a predicted model, not a curated record.